AGCAGUGGGGACAGCUAGUGGAUGAUGCUGUGUUGGAAGGAGGCUACAGUAGGCAGUGGGCGUGUUCUUGUGGUGAUCUAUAGCUGGGAAGCCUGGUGUCAUCUGCUUAAACACAGCCUGACUAUACCGACCUGUGAGGCUGAGAAGGACACAGUGAUCUGAGAGGAAAUGCCAUUCCUGAAAAAACACUCUGCUCUGCUCCCUCUCUGUCCUCCAGGACUCUGCAUAUGAGGAUCUUCACCUGUGGGGACACUGAGCAUUUGGAAUUUUAUGGACGUCUGUGGGGAAAGCAUAACAAAAACUGUUAGUGCUUGGACUGCAGGGGGAGGUUGAUUUGAGUACGCAGGAUCGUGUUAGUGUGUUUCAGUGUCGAGCUUGCAGUUGCAGUUGCAGCUGCAGUGGCAGGAGUGGGCUGUUGCUGUGCUCUGUCUUUCUACCGUCUUUAGGAUGUGCAGAUGUGUGGAGCAGUGAAGCUGGCACCUGACUUGGACCUUGACGUCUGGACUGGAGGGGCGAAUUCUCCCUUCACGGCCCAGGGCUUUUCACUCAUUGGCUCAGCUUUCACUUAGCACUAGAAUCACCCUGGUUUGCAGAUACUCCUACGUCUUGCAAGCAAAUUAGUGGAGUCGUACAAUGGAUGGAUGUCUUUUUAAAUUGCAGUGGAAUUGUGCACUGGUGCUCCAGUGUAGCUCAGUGUUUACUACUGUGCACUGGACUCAUCAGUGGGAGACAGCAGACACGCUGGUUCACAAACCUGCAGGGACACAGCUUCAUUAAUGCUGUGGACACACUUGAAGAAUGAUGAACUCCAAAGAGGAGGAACCUCUUCGUUUUUUCCAGUAUGCUGAAGAGAAAGGGCUGAGAGCCUACAAUGCCCUGGUAGCUCAAAACUUGGACUUUGCCAGGAAUGAGAGAAAUAGGGCAUUCCUCCAGGAAAAAAAUGACAAGAAGAGAAAACAAGAGGAAGCCAUAAGGAGGACAGGUGAAGACAUAUCAACAGAGGGAAAGCACUUUCGUAUUGGAUCUAUUACCAUGCCUGACCCCCAGGAACGCAUGCCCAUGCCACAUCCGCAUGCCCUUGCCUGCGGGCAGGGCUUUUCAGUUCGUUCCCAGUCCCUUCACUCUGUAGGUGGCGGAAGCAGUGGGGGUGGAGGAGAGGAGGAAGUGGGAAGCCCGACCUCUAGGAAGCAGCCGCCCCCCAAGCCCAGGAGGGACCCUGCCACCAAGCUGAGCAUGUCGUCUGAGGCGGUGGACAACAGUCUUGUGUCCACCUGCCGUGGGGAGAAAUGUGAUGCCCAUGGAUGUAGUGAAGACUGUAGGAGGGUACCACCACCCAAACCCAAGAGGAAUCCCAACACACAACUGAGCGUUUCCUUCGAUGAAUCCUACAUCAACAGUCACAGGAGCAGUGGAGUUUGCCCCUCAAAACUUCUUCACCACGUCACCUCCCCCUGUGACCACCACCCUUCACCUCCACAGAGCGAUGACAGUCCCACAGAUGACUGUGAAGAUGAACCUGUUUAUAUAGAAAUGGGUGGGAUUGACGUCGGAGCACGUGAGCCCCUGAAGAGUGAGGAUGAGGAGCCAGGAGAGUCAGUGUACGAGGAGAUGAAGUAUCCAGUCCUGGAUGACAUGGAGUAUCGUACAGACCCUGUGGGAUGCCGCUCCGCCUGUCCCACCCCAGCACCCUAUGAACCCGAACCUCUUAGUCGCUGCUCCACACCUCGAAACAUUCCUCUCUGUGACAUUCCGGCUCCUUUCCCAAACUUACUCACCCAUCGCCCUCCACUGUUGGUGUUCCCCCCAGCACCAGCCCAGUGUUCACCUAACUCAGAUGAGUCUCCCCUCACGCCUCUAGAUGUAACCAAAUUACCUAUGAUGGAAAACCAACCCUUCAACAAAUCCCCAACGUCCUCCAACGAACCGCCCUCCUCCGCACACAUCCGGAGGGAGCUGACUGCCACACCAACCCUCACUGUUUCCGGACGUUCCUCAGCACCUCCUCUGCCCUGCACCCUCUACAAGUCAUCUUCCUCAUCAUCUUAUCAACGCAGCCACUCUGCCUGUCCAUCACCUGUCAGCAUGGGACGCUGUCUCACACCACUAAGCCUCAUGCGUACACCAGCCUUCGACGCUACAAUGCCAUUCCCUGGAGGCCUGCCGCGGAGCGCCUCUGCCACUCCUCAUGGCAAAGGCUCACCACCUCAUGAUGGUGCGGGCCGACUCCAUGGCUCUAUGCAGAAUGUGUCCUCAGGACGUUCACGAACACCUACCAGCCCACUGGACGAACUGACCAACCUGUUUACUACUGGCAGGAACAUGUUGAAGAAAAAUGCAAGUGGCAGGAAGUCAAAGGAACCUGGAGAGACUGAGUCCAAAAGCAAGUCUCACAGUGAGUCCAAGCGUGAGGGCAAGGAACGCCACAGUCACAGCAAGGAGUCCAAGCGCGACUCAAAGGAGCGCCACAGCAAGGAGUCCUCGCACCGUAGGGACAAAGACAAAGACAAGGACAGAGACAGAGACAAAGACAGAGGAGGCAACAAUGCUGAGCAAAUGCGCCACAGAUGCAACAGUAAAGACCUUAAUAAUGUGGAGACAGGUAACAUCCGAAGGGAUAGCAGGGACCAGGGCUGCAGCAGUGUGGAGCCCAUCCCUGUAAGACGGGACUCCAAAGACAGGGGCUGCAACCCCUUAGAACAAAUCUCUUUGAUUAGAAGAGACUCCAAGGACAGAGGCAUCAACAACGGUGACAUGAUGCCAAGGAGGAACAGCAAAGAUCGGACCAGCCAUACCAUGGACUCGUUGCUGAAACAGGACAGCAAAGACAGAGAGAGGCUGUUGGAGCCCCCUGAACUUUUACCAAGACAGGAGAGCAAGGAAAGAGCACAAAAUGGUGUGGACUCAAGGCUUGAAUCCAGGGAGCUCCUGCCUGUACAGGAAAGCAAAGACAGAACAAGGAACAGUAUUGACUUAAUGCAUGAAAGCAAAGUAAGGCCACCUGAGCUUUCACCCCGACAGGAAACUAAAGACCGAGCAAGAAAAGGAGCAGACUAUGGACACGAUAGCAAAGCAGAGCAUCGCCUUGAUAUUUUACCUCGACAGGACAGCAAGGAAAGAGUAAGGAAUGACAUGGAGCACAGGCAUGAAUGUAGAAUAGAUCAACCUCCAGAGAUCCUGCCUCGUCAAGAAACAUCCAGGAACAACAAAGACAGAGCUGUCUCCAGCUUUGAAUCCAAACAUGAAAGGAGAGACCGCAGCCUCCACAACGGAGGCGAUAUUCCUCCUCCUCUCCUCCCAAAACAGGACAGCAGAGAUGUGAGCAGAACUGGCCUGGAGGUGAGACGAGACAGCAAAGACAGGAGUCUGAAUGGCACCUCUGUGAUGGAGUACAGGUGUGAAAGCAAAGAGCGGGUAUUUAGGUCAGAUGGCACACCUCGACGCGAAAACAGAACAAAUUGCAGCACGGAACAAUCAAAAGCACAAGAGAGGAAUGGCAGCACAAUGUCAGGACAACAUUCAUCCACAACAACACCUACGCACCAUGGGAGACCAUCCGGAAGUCCACCAAUGACCAUGAGAGCAGGGAAUGAUUUGAAAGCACCACCAAAAUAUGGCCGCUCAACGUCAGUUCCUGCUAACCCUUCACCAAAGGGAACUCCACAAAGGAGAGUUUCAGAGACACAUCAAAGUCAGAUGACCCAGAUGCCGUGGAUAUGUGGGGACAACACCAUGUUAGAGCAGAUUGAGAGGAAACGCAUCCUGUGCAAGGAGAUCCGCUCCAGACAGCACCCAAAGCUGCAGAAAUUUCUGGAAAGGCCUCCUCCACCGCCUCCAGACAAAAACGAAGACAGACACCAGGAGCGUAAUCAGUGCAAGCAAGAGAGCUGGGGGAAAAACAGCGGUGCCAAAAAGAUCCGCCCUCCCCCUUACCCCACACAGAAAACUGUAUUCUGGGACACAGCCAUCUGACAGGAACGACACACUUGCACCUCCUUACCAAACAACCCCAAAUUAACCCACUUCCUCUCUCCUUCGCAUUGGGCUGAUUCCCUCCCGAAACAUCAGGGUGCCCGGGACAGCCAGAAAAGAGCACCAGGGGUUGAUACUCGCUGAUGAUGUCAAAGGACAAUGGCAGUUACCAUAGCAAUAUUUCUGCUUGUUCAGGUUGUCAUGUUUUCUUAUCAUUGCUGGUGAUAUUUAAUAUUUUUCUAUUUCCUGUGACUGGAUUCUUGUACAUUAAUAAGUAGAAUAGAUAUUUGAUGAAUAGAUAUUUUUUAAAAUGAGACGGGGUUAAAAAGCAUCUUAAAUUAUGUAUAAUAGAAGUAGAUGCAAUCUGAUUCUCUUGGUUUUUAAACUAUAUUUGCUUUAUUUAUUUUGCAUUUCAAAGCAUAAUCUAUGGAUACUUGUACUGUGGUAGCAUACUUUUCUUAUGCCCAAGCACUAAAGUGACUCUACGUCUAUAUAUACACGUCACAUUCUACAGAUGUAUUGUGAGUUGGAGACUUUAUUUCAGCACCUGUUUCUCCUGGUCCAAUAUUGUAAAACAUACAACUGUUACUCCUAGAACAGCAACGGGUAAUUUUGCUGGCUUUAGUGUGCAUACCACAAUAGACAGCUGUGUAGUGACUACGUUGGAGCCUUUUGAAACGGUUGAAUCAUUACAAAGGUGAACCUGUCGGCUGAUGUGUUGUAGAUGGCCAUGAAAGGGUGAAAUGUUUCUGCUGUCUGAGGAGGUAAUUUAUUAAUAUCUACAUUUUAAACAAUAUUAUUUAUAAAAACCAGCCAAAGCCUGUUUAAGAAAGACAUGGGUAAGGUCACACUUGGGAGGUUUGAUUAUUUAAAAUGGGGCGGGUGGGAAAAAGGUUGGGAGUACCAGCACCCAACUUUAAAAUGACCACUGCAGGCACCGUGACACAGUGUAUAUAUUCGGUGCCCAUUUCCAGCCCGUACAAUCAACGCCUGAGCUUUUAGAAAGUUUCUUUAUUUUACUGCAGAUUAUAAGAGCCAUAUGCACUUGCUUAUGUAAUAACUGUCAAGAUUAUGCUUAUAUGAAUAUAUAUAUUUUAAAAAAUGCCAGGAGUCAGGAGGCUGUGCCAUGGAACUUUUAGUUUAGGACAAAUAAAGCCUCAGGAGACGUUGGCUGCGUGUGACAUGCAGUCAGCCGUGAUUGGUUGUCUCUGACAAUAUUUCCAAUUAAAUUGGCUGGCAACCAUUUUAGAGAUCAAAUCCUAUAAGGACCUAUCUCAUGGCAACAACUCUACCCAGUCAAGAUGACCGGGGUUGCACAAGAGCCUAUAAAUGAUUUAGGCUGUGUUCGGAAAGAAAGAAAAAAAAACAGAUCUGCACUACCCAUCAUCUUCCAUCACAUUUAAUCAGGCUGGUAACAUACACAUCUUUCUCCUUGAGCUUGUUCCCUCUACCUCAGCUCCCUGCUCACGUCAUCUCAAUUGGUUCUCUUUGCACAUUAAAAUGCAAUGUCAACAUUGCCAAAAUAGUAUACGUUUGACAAACGAGCAAACCCACAGAGUGCAAGUGCAGUCCCCUCUCUGGUAAGAAUCGAAGUUCUACACAGGUCCCUCUGUGUUAUAUGUGAAUGUGUAAGUGUGUGUACGUGUGGGUGUAUGUGUCCGUGUGUGAACUGCGAGAGAUGUGCAUGUGUGUCUGUGUUAGUGUGCCAAGCUGUAUUGUAUGAGAGAUGGAUUUUUACAAAUGAUUGUUUCGAGACAUUCACUUUGCCCCAUGGAUAUUGUUGGGUGGAGUUUGGAAAUGUAAUAAUGAUGAUGUACAAUCUCUUUUGUGUUUAAAUGUGCACUGUGAAAAGGUAGAGAGAGCACCGCACCGUCAGAGUCCUCUGUCCUACUGCACUGAGUGUUCUCUUGUUUUGCGUAAUAAAAAAAAAAGGAAAGGAAAAAAAAAACACGCUGAGGAAAAACAGUACUGUAUUCUGAUUGUCACUUGAUUUCUGUUGAGAGAAAAAAAUAAAUAUAAACUUGAAACCCA
Messenger RNA from Cynoglossus semilaevis (tongue sole), 6000 nucleotides. It is a transcript of the gene nyap2b, whose product is annotated as neuronal tyrosine-phosphorylated phosphoinositide-3-kinase adaptor 2b. Lineage: Eukaryota; Metazoa; Chordata; Actinopteri; Pleuronectiformes; Cynoglossidae. The coding region runs from base 799 to 3969 and encodes 1056 amino acids. The record is from RefSeq and is a predicted model, not a curated record. The transcript is spliced from 7 exons. Gene Ontology annotation, biological process: neuron projection morphogenesis; phosphatidylinositol 3-kinase/protein kinase B signal transduction.